AGUCCCUUUCCUGCUCAGCAUGAGGCUGGUUGGGGAGGCAUCCAAGAGGCAACGGGGAGUGAGGAGAGAGAGCGCGCCAGCUUGGAUAAGUAACUGAAUACACUUUGGCUGAGAGGAAAUAUGGGAUGUAUAAAAUCAAAAAGGAAAGACAAUCUGAAUGACGAUGGAAUAGAUUUGAAGACUCAACCAGUACGUAAUACUGACCGAACUAUUUAUGUGAGAGAUCCAACGUCCAAUAAACAGCAAAGGCCAGUUCCAGAAUCUCAGCUUUUACCAGGACAGAGGUUUCAGACUAAAGAUCCGGAGGAGCAAGGAGACAUCGUGAUAGCCUUGUACCCCUAUGAUGGCAUCCACCCAGACGACUUGUCUUUCAAGAAAGGAGAGAAGAUGAAGGUCCUGGAGGAGCAUGGAGAAUGGUGGAAAGCUAAAUCCCUUUCAACGAAGAGAGAAGGGUUCAUCCCCAGCAACUACGUCGCCAAAGUCAACACCCUGGAAACAGAAGAGUGGUUUUUCAAGGACAUAACCAGGAAGGAUGCAGAAAGGCAGCUGCUGGCACCAGGGAAUGGUCCUGGAGCUUUUCUUAUCAGAGAAAGUGAAACCUUAAAAGGAAGCUACUCUCUUUCUGUCAGAGAUUAUGACCCUGUGCAUGGUGAUGUUAUUAAGCACUACAAAAUUAGAAGUCUGGACAAUGGAGGGUAUUACAUUUCUCCACGAAUCACUUUCCCUUGUAUCAGUGACAUGAUUAAACAUUACCAAAAGCAGUCGGAUGGCUUAUGCAGAAGAUUGGAAAAGGCAUGCAUUAGCCCCAAACCACAAAAGCCAUGGGACAAAGAUGCCUGGGAGAUCCCACGGGAUUCCAUCAAGUUGGUGAAAAGGCUUGGUGCCGGGCAAUUCGGGGAAGUCUGGAUGGGUUACUAUAACAAUAGUACCAAAGUGGCUGUGAAAACCCUGAAACCGGGCACUAUGUCUGUGCAAGCAUUCCUGGAGGAAGCCAACCUCAUGAAAACCCUUCAGCAUGACAAGCUGGUGAGGCUCUAUGCCGUGGUUACCAGAGAAGAGCCUAUCUAUAUCAUCACUGAGUACAUGGCCAAGGGCAGUUUGCUGGAUUUCCUGAAGAGUGACGAAGGGGGCAAGGUGCUGCUUCCCAAGCUAAUUGACUUUUCUGCCCAGAUUGCAGAGGGAAUGGCAUACAUCGAGAGGAAGAACUACAUUCACCGAGACCUACGAGCGGCUAACGUUCUGGUCUCUGAGUCACUCAUGUGCAAAAUUGCAGAUUUUGGCCUUGCUCGAGUAAUCGAAGACAAUGAGUACACAGCAAGGGAAGGUGCCAAAUUCCCCAUUAAGUGGACAGCUCCAGAAGCCAUCAACUUUGGAUGUUUCACCAUUAAGUCUGAUGUGUGGUCCUUCGGAAUUCUCCUGUAUGAAAUCGUCACCUAUGGGAAAAUUCCCUACCCAGGGAGAACUAAUGCCGAUGUGAUGACCGCCCUGUCCCAGGGCUACAGGAUGCCCCGCAUGGAGAACUGCCCAGACGAGCUCUAUGACAUCAUGAAAAUGUGCUGGAAGGAAAAGGCAGAAGAGAGGCCAACAUUCGAUUACUUGCAGAGCGUCCUGGAUGAUUUCUACACCGCCACGGAAGGGCAGUAUCAGCAGCAGCCUUAAAGCACAGGAAGACUCAUGGCCAUUCGCUGGGACGGCUGCCUCCUACAAAAA
Messenger RNA from Lontra canadensis (Northern American river otter), 1710 nucleotides. RefSeq names its product LYN proto-oncogene, Src family tyrosine kinase (gene LYN). Lineage: Eukaryota; Metazoa; Chordata; Mammalia; Carnivora; Mustelidae. Bases 121 to 1659 code for a protein of 512 amino acids. Gene Ontology annotation, cellular component: extrinsic component of cytoplasmic side of plasma membrane. Gene Ontology annotation, biological process: protein phosphorylation; cell surface receptor protein tyrosine kinase signaling pathway; innate immune response. The record is from RefSeq and is a predicted model, not a curated record. Gene Ontology annotation, molecular function: signaling receptor binding; ATP binding; non-membrane spanning protein tyrosine kinase activity. The transcript is spliced from 13 exons.